Messenger RNA from Myotis lucifugus (little brown bat), 1595 nucleotides. RefSeq names its product cell division cycle associated 3 (gene CDCA3). The record is from RefSeq and is a predicted model, not a curated record. The coding region runs from base 596 to 1399 and encodes 267 amino acids. Lineage: Eukaryota; Metazoa; Chordata; Mammalia; Chiroptera; Vespertilionidae. The transcript has 6 exons.
GAGACUUGGUAUUUGGGAAGGGCCCACCUAAUGAGGCGGAGUGUGAGAGGGCUAGAGGCCAGUGAUUGAUGACGCCGUCAACCUCUACGGAUCACUAUUUCUCUCGCCUCAAAAAAACCUUCAUAUCUCUGUCUCCGCCUGAAUCUGUACAUAAUAGCAUAAUAAUUCUUUUUUUCUAUUUUUUUUAAAUAAAAUAAUUUGGUUUUUGAAGCUGAAGGUCUCAAAAGCGAAGACUGGCACUCCUUAAAGUUUCACGAUGGACAACUGCAGCCUAAUAGGCACAAAAUUCCCCUUUUAUCCAGGAGGCGUCACACCUGGGUGAACCCAGCCGCUGCCCAUCGACCCGGUGGUUCCCAUGAUAGACGUCCUCUCAGCCCAAUGGCUUCCCUCCCUGUAGGCGGAUCUCCCAUAGCGGACCUAUCGGAGCCUGUGUCCGCUCAGCCAAUAGGGUCGCGGCAGGGGGCGUGGCGGGAGGUUUGAAACUCAGCUUCGGGAGUUGAGGCUUCAGCUGCCGUGCACCGAAGUGGAGUUGGGGUCCGGCAUACCCUCCUCGCCCCGGGCCGGGCCCUGCCCCACCCUCCUCCUCCGGAUUGAGAUGGGCUCAGCCAAGAGCGUUCCAGUCACUCCGGCGCGGCCUCCGCCGCACAACAAGCUUCUGGCUCGAGUGGCUGACCCGCGUUCACCUAGUGCCGGCAUCCUGCGCACUCCCAUCCAGGUGGAGAGCUCUCCACAGCCAAACCUAGCAGCGGGGGAGCACCUGGAGGAUGCUAAUCAGGCCCAGGACUCGGAUCCCCGCUCUCCAACCCUUGGCAUUGCACGGACACCUAUGAAGACCAGCAGCGGAGAGCUCACAACCCCGCUGGUGAAAGAGCUGAGUGAAGAAUUUGAGACAGAAGCCCCCAAAUCAAAUCUGCCCCCAGAGCCUGUUCUGCCCCUAGAGGUACCUUCAUCUUCCAACUUGGACUUGCCUCUGGGCACCCAGUGUUCCCUGGAGGACCAGAUGCCUCAUGGGAGCCAGACUGAGCUCCCCUCCAAGCAGGUGUUUUCCGAGGAAGAAACAGGACAGCCCUCAGAAACGCUUAGGACCAGCCACGGCUCAGACAAGCCCAUGAGAGACCCUGAGACGCCUAGACCUUCAGGUUCUAAGCGAAAUAGACGGAAACCAAGGGGCAAGGCACUAGGGAGAUCUCCCCUCACCAUCCUGCAGGAUGACAACUCCCCUGGGACUCGGACACUACGACAGGGUAAGCGGCCUUCUCCCCUGAGUGAAAAUGUUAGGGAACUAAAGGAAGGGGCCAUUCUGGGAACUGGACGACUUCUGAGAACCGGAGGCCAAGCGUGGGAGCAAGGUCAAGACCACGACAAGGAAAACCAGCACUUUGCCUUGGUAGAGAACUAGGCCCUGGGUGGCCCCCCUGGGUUCACCAGGGUCUAGUGAUAUUCCGAGUCCUCCCGCCCCUUCUUUCCCUGGGAGACUGGAAAGACUCAUUUUCUUCGACUCCCCCUAAACUACCAGCUCAGGAACUGAUAGCGUUCUUGGGCUUUCUUUGUGUAUUAUGUGUUUCUUGUAUAUUAAAGGAAGUGAUUUUAAGUGA